Molecule: messenger RNA, 1058 nt
Organism: Neocloeon triangulifer
Lineage: Eukaryota; Metazoa; Arthropoda; Insecta; Ephemeroptera; Baetidae
Product: polyisoprenoid diphosphate/phosphate phosphohydrolase PLPP6
Exons: 5
Coding region: 158-799 (213 amino acids)
Molecular function (GO): sphingosine-1-phosphate phosphatase activity
Source: RefSeq, a predicted model, not a curated record
UUUUUACUUCAUACCACCGCCCCCCUUGGUUCCUUGCCAUUGUUCUUGUGACGCUGGCUAAAGGAUUAAUUUUAGUUUUUGCUGCAUUAGAGCACCACUCUAUUUUCCAAGCUGAUCAGAUCAAGAGAUUUUAAAAAAAUUUCCAAGGACAAAAAUAAUGGGGGGGAAACGUGAUCAGCCCACGAGCCUGAAGAAAAUAUUGGAGCUUGACAUCACAGCUACAAAUAAAUUUUGCAGUUGGGCCAACAACUUCACAGCGCUUAAAACUUUGAGAAACCAUGCCACCGGAUUAGAGAUUUCAUGCCAUGGGAUACCUUGGCUAUGUUGCGUGUUGAUGCUCAUGUGGUUUUCUUCCAAUCCUGAAACUCAGCAUAUGGCAAUCAACCUAUUACUUGGCUUGAUCUUGGACAUUGUCCUGGUGGCAGUAAUUAAAUCAGCUACCCGAAGACGCCGUCCGGCAGCAAACCCGAAUGAAGGAUCUGUCAUGAUGAUAGGUCCGGACAAGUUUUCGUUUCCCUCAGGACAUGCUUCUCGAGUGGUGUUCCUCGCAUGCUUUUUCAUACACCUUUGGCCUCUUUCAAUCAUCUUUUAUCCUCCUCUUGUAGCUUGGGCUACUGCUGUAUCUAUAUCUAGAGUUCUUAUGAGGCGCCACCAUCUGUUGGAUGUCGGAGCAGGCAUCUUCCUUGGUUUGACUGAAGCUCUGUUAAUGUCCUUGUUGUGGAUUUCAGAGAGCUGGGCUGAAUACAUUUAUUCAAAAUUGUCUGAUGAAGCUCAAGAGGGAAGCAGUUUUGAUGUAUAAAAGUAACACGCUUAGAAUUUAACCAAAGUCCAAUUUGUUUGUGAUUAUGAUUAACCAAACUAUGCUAUACAUUUUAUUUAUUAUGCAUGCAUGGAUUUACUUACAUUACAGGAUUUACUUGUAGUUCAGAGAGCCAGUUCUAAGUUAAUUACUUUGUUGUGGAAUUGUUAUUUCAAUUUUUGCUCAUUCGUCAUUUGCUGCCAUGUAACGAUUAAUCAAUCCAAAGAGAAUAAAAUAUAAAGAUUUCUUACUUUAUCAA